CCUUACUUUUCUCCUCGGUGAAAACCCUCUCUCUCUCUCUCUCUCUCUCUCUCUCUCUCUCUUCCUUAAUCUUAUUCCUCAAAAAAGUAUAGAUGAUGGAGUAGCACUUCGAGGAAGAAACCCUAAUCGAGGAAAUGGAAGAAGAAGCUCAAACUGAUUCAGAAGUACCACUGGAGAAAGAUACUGAAACUGUUUCCAAAGAAGAUGUGCAUGCCGAGAGCAGUACGGCUGAGCUUAAUGGAGAUCAGAAGCCCAUAGAUGAGCGAGUCCCACAUGUAGGAAUGGUCUUCAAAACCUUCGAAGAGGUCUACGACUUCUACAACCAGUAUGCUCGCCGUACAGGGUUUGGUACAAAAAUACGUCGGUCUUGGUACAGCCACGAAGAUGGGCAAUGCAAUAAAGUCACCUUCACUUGCUGUAAGGAGGGUAAGAGAGUAUACAAGAAUUCAGAGCGAUGCAGCUCUUAUAGAUUAAGGCUUUCAGCCCGGACCGAUUGCCAAGCAAAGAUUAAGGUGCAAAAGUAUGCUGACGGUUUGUUUCAUUUGACCGAAGUUGUUCUCGAUCACAACCACCCCGUAAAUCCGGCAAUGUCAAAGUACUUCCGCUCCCAUAAGGAUGUAAAUGAUGGAGCGAAGAGGCAACCUGUUAUUCGUGCAAAAGGACAAAGAGAGGUCGGGUUUGGUGAGAAAGAGAACGAGAAUGAGAUUUCUUUGGGGGUGAAAUCGUCUUUUCUCGGUUGUGAGGAUAUCGAAGCUCUUCAGCAGUUUCUGGUUCGGAUGCAAAGCAUGAACACUAACUUCUUUCAUCUUAUGGAUUUCGAUUCCGAGGGUCGGAUUAAGAGUGUGUUUUGGGCUGAUGGGAAAUCAAAGGCGGAUUAUCCGUACUUUAAUGACGUGAUUACAUUAGAUACAACUUAUUUGAUGGGUAAUUAUGAGACUCCUUUGGUGUCAUUUGUUGGAGUAAACCAUCACGGUCACUUAGUCUUGCUAGGUUGUGCGCUAGUUUCGGCUAGAAACGUGGCGACCUAUAAGUGGUUAUUUAAGACUUGGCUAUUGUGCAUGGGAGAAAAUCCUCCUAAUUCUGUUAUUACGGACCAUUGUAAGGCUAUACAAGAGGCAGUUGAAGAGAUCUUUCCAGACGCUCGCCACCGCCUAUGCCUAUGGUGUGUAAUGAAAAAUAUACAAGAGUUUUUGGGAGGGCAUCCUGAAUACAAGGCAAUAAAAGGAAUGAUGAAGAAAGCAGCGUAUGACUCGUUACAUGUUAAUGAAUUUGAAGAGAUAUGGAGAAACAUGAUUGAGAACUAUGGACUUCAGGAAAAUGAAUGGCUGAACUCUCUCUACGAAAAUAAAGAUAGAUGGGUGCCGGCUUUUGUGAAAGACUUAUUUUGGGCGGGCAUGUCUACCACUCAACAUAGGGAGAGUAUGAAUUCCUUUUUUGAUGGUUAUCUUUUCCCUAAGACAUCUAUAAAGCAAUUUCUUUGCAAGUAUGAGACAGCUUUGCAAAACAAGUACGAAAAGGACGUCCAAGCAGAUCUUGACUCGUUCCACAAGACUCCACCACAAUUAAUAUCAAAAUUUUACAUGGAAGACCAAUUACGCAAGGUUUAUACAGUUGAUAUGUUUAAAAGGUUUCAAGAAGAAGUAAAGGCUAUAUUGUACUGCAUCCCUUCGCUGUUAUGUGUAGAUGGGUCGACCUCUACGUUUGAAGUUAAAGAACCCAUACAAAUGAAAGAUGGUAGCGUUAUCGAGAACAAGAAAUAUGAAGUUAUAUACAAUAAUACAAGUGAAAUUGGUGUACAGUGUGUAUGUUGUUCUUUCCAAAUGAGGGGAAUUUUAUGUAGACAUGCAUUAUCGGUGCUUAAUUUUGUAGAGGUGUAUGAAAUUCCGCCUCAAUACAUUCUUGAACGUUGGCGUAAGGACUAUAAACACAUCAGAGUAUUGCCUUCUUCUAAUGAUGGGGUAGCUAAUGGUCCUUUGGAGCGCUAUGAUGAUAUAUAUAAGAAUUGCCUUAAACUUGCUCAGCUUGGGGCGAUAUCCGACGACAGCUAUGAUGUUGCAAUGAAAGUAUUGAGCGAGGCAAUGGAGGAGCUUAUUUCGAGUGGUUACGCAACUAAUGAUACACAACCGAGGACCUAUUUUAUUAAUGGCAAUAGAAAUCUACGAGAUGAAAAUGAUGAUAUACUUGGCCAGCUGCAAGGGAGGCGUAAAAGUCAACCAUUUAAAAAGAGGAAGGAAUCCUUGGCAGAAAAGAUCGUUAAAACAAGCAAGAAAAAGAUUUCUCAAAGGAAAUCAACUGCUACUACUCAAAGUGACAUGCUUAGGAUUGCCCCAAGUACACCACAAUUUGACACUCAUUUCUGGCCUCAAGAAAGCCUCAGCCUCACGGAACCAGUUAAUCCCACUAACUUGUCGAUUGGCGGCCAAUUUGGAAUGACAAUGAACCACCAUCAUGCACUUGAGAAUCAAUCAGGAAUUCGCUGGAGCUUUCCACAAAUGUUCCAGCAAGCUCCAGAGGGUCCUGCAGGCCCAUGGGCUGGAUAAAAUGGGCGUCAGAUUAGCGAAUGCGACCCAAGAUAUCUUUAGGUUCAGUUAUGACCACUGCGCAAGACAACUGCAUCUUUUUUUAGCAGUUGGAUUACUGAUAGCACAAGAAAAAUUUGUUUGGGAUAUCAGCAUGUUCGUCAGACUAUUGACACCGAUUGUAUUUAUGCCAUUCUCCUUUAAAGUGGCAAUGUGAAAUCAUUUUGUAAAAAUGUUGUACAGUUCAUUAAGUUUUCGUUGAAAGAACCUCAUAGAAUAUCCAUGUGGUCUCUGCAAAGCUUUUUCAUGCAUUCAGUUACUCCGCUAUUUGGGCUGAUUCUUUAA
Ananas comosus (pineapple) is the source of this 2864-nucleotide messenger RNA. RefSeq names its product protein FAR1-RELATED SEQUENCE 6-like. Bases 135 to 2540 code for a protein of 801 amino acids. Lineage: Eukaryota; Viridiplantae; Streptophyta; Magnoliopsida; Poales; Bromeliaceae. Gene Ontology annotation, biological process: regulation of DNA-templated transcription. Gene Ontology annotation, molecular function: zinc ion binding. The record is from RefSeq and is a predicted model, not a curated record. The transcript has 6 exons.